AUGAGUAGAUCAAUGAGAAAAGGAAACACACCUGCACUCAAUAGUUAAAUCAGACCAUUCUCACCAAAUCUUACUUUUAAAACUGACUAAUUAGAAAAUCAAGUUCUCCAACCUUGUUAAGAAAAAGCUGAAGUCUAAUAUUUGCGUUUUGAGAUCCAACAAGAAAGAUAAAGAUCUUCCUAAUUGGAAAUGUAGUUAUAAUGCGAAAUCAAUUAAAGAGUGCAAAAUGAAUAACUAUUCACUAAUGAUAUCAACAUUUUGAGGCAACAAAAUGAAGAUUACAAAUUGAGAAUUCAAGAGCUUGAAAUUAAAUUUCGGGAAAACAGCAUCCAAUAUCAAAAUCUCUUGAAAGAGUCCAACGAUAAAGUUGUAACCAUGAGCAUCGAAAUCGAGAGACUUCAUAAUUUAUAAUUAAAUAAAUACAAUGACAAUGAACAGAUUUUACGAUAGAACGAUUAAAAAUAAUUAGCUCAAGAAUUGAUUGCAAUUUAGAAGUUGGUCGAAGAUUUGCGGAAUGAAUUAAUCACUAAACAAAAAACCAUCUAUUACUUGCAAGAAUAAUUAUAGAUGACUCAAUCAACUUAACGUGACAAUAUCGGUUCUAAUAGUAAACUUAGGGAACAAGAAAAAAACAUAGAUCAAUUAGUCAGCUAAAUCAAUGUACUUACAUAGAUUUUAGAAGACAAAGAGAACUCCUUACAAUAACAAAGCAAACAAGUUGAGAAUAUUUUUAAUGAAUUACAAUAGGUCACUUUAUUUAAUAGACAAUUGAAUGAGGAAAAUAGAAACCAAAAAUAAGCACUGGAUUAAUCAUACAAGGAAAUCGAGAGAUUGAACAGAAUCAUUAUUAUCAAGAAUUAAGAAUUGUAAGACUCCUAUCAUAGUGAAAAUUUGGAUUGGAGAAGAAAUUUCCAAGAUUUAAAUGAGAAGUACCAUAAAUGCCAAGAAUAAUUAUGUUUCGCUUAGGCUGAACUCGAAGCAUGUCGUGCCACUUAAAGAAUGGCUUAUUUAUAAUCAGAUAAAUGA
This is a messenger RNA of Paramecium tetraurelia, 1026 nucleotides long. RefSeq lists its product as uncharacterized. The transcript has 3 exons. Lineage: Eukaryota; Ciliophora; Oligohymenophorea; Peniculida; Parameciidae. The record is from RefSeq and is a predicted model, not a curated record.